Molecule: messenger RNA, 5559 nt
Organism: Nematocida minor
Lineage: Eukaryota; Fungi; Microsporidia
Product: pre-mRNA-processing factor 8
Exons: 1
Coding region: 1-5559 (1852 amino acids)
Biological process (GO): spliceosomal tri-snRNP complex assembly; mRNA splicing, via spliceosome
Cellular component (GO): U5 snRNP; catalytic step 2 spliceosome
Molecular function (GO): U1 snRNA binding; U5 snRNA binding; U2 snRNA binding
Source: RefSeq, a predicted model, not a curated record
AUGGACAGUGAAGAGACUGUAGUUCGUGGGAUUAUCACACUUCCUACUGAAUAUUUGGAGAAGAUUCUUAUUGAUCCACCCAGAAGGAACGAAAACUCUCUGCUUGAUGGAUUGGUCUGUGCUCCCAGGAUCAUCAUGUCUCUACUCCAGUCGAUGCCAAUGCCCUGGGAGGAGAGCAAGGCAGUUAGUUGCACAUACAACACAGAUGGCCUUGUUCUGGAGUGCAAGUCGCUCCACACAGAGGACAGCAUUGACUAUGUGUGCAAAUGGCUGUACACUAUAGAAGGCAUUAGAACAGGUACAACAUACAGUGUAAAGGAGAGAAGAUAUACAAUGGGAGAGUAUAGAAAGUUGAGAGAAGGCUAUCCUAUGGCUGAAGUGUCUUGUAGAGCUGAAAAGGAAGAUCUAUUUCCUUUUAUGUACCAACAGUCAAGAGCCAGAAACAAUCUGAGAGAUGGCAGAAAGAGUGAAGAAAUGUGCUAUAAUAGUAUACAGCGGCAGAUAAUUCCAAGAGAAAAUGCCAGAAUAAUAAUAAAUAGUCAUAUGAGACGGUCCAAGCCAGUAAAAAAAAGAGCAAAAGACACUAAAGCGUGUGAUACUAGCAGGAAUAAAGACGAGAGUGCAGGUAAUAGUAGUAGAUAUAAACCACCCAAAAAAGAGUAUAGAAGCACGAUGGAGUGGAUGAAGUUUGCAAAAAUAUACUUGGCAGUUGGCCGCAGGCUUCUGAGGUAUGUGAUAAAAGAAAGAAAGAUGGGGUAUGUGGAAGUAUCAGAUCGAUACGACCUAGAUAGGAAAAGAGAGCUAAAAACGAAGGAGAAAAAGAAGAGUAGAAUGGGGCAGACAUUCCACAUUGUAAAAGAGCUGUUCAAACUUCUUUCUCGAGUAGUGAGCAUACUGGAGAGGAAGGCUUCAAAAGAGCUUACAGCUGCGGAGUCUAUGAAGCUCCUUUUUAAAGAGUUUUCGUGUGUGGGUGUGCACACAGCCAUCUACCGGUAUAAGUACUCAACCAUACGGCAGAUAUCUGAGAGCUCUCGGGUUUCAAAGCUGCUAAAGUUCUACAAAAAUCAAACAGGAAAUUGUUACGAUCUUCUAUGGUGUGAGCCCUGGCGGGUGUGGGUUCUAUUUCUUCAGGGCGUAUCGCCCCUGCUUGUGCAGAGACUGGAACAGUAUGCACUCCGCAGGAGAGAGGGGCGGAGAAAAAGAGAGAAAAAAGUAACAAGCCAAAGAGCAAAGUCAGAUGCAGACAUACAAUUUAAGAAAAAGAUAGUAGAAAAGAUCGAAGGAGUAGCAAAGAUAAACCAAGCACAGAUGCAGCUGAUCGUGAAUCUGCUUAAAACAGCAUGGAAGCAGUGGAAGAGCGAAGGUGACUACGUAGCAGAGAUAAAAACAAAAGUAACACAAAAGAGUUUUAGCGGUCUCUUAGAAGAUUCAGUCGUUUCUCUGCAGAGUAUCCUAAUAUUAGGCAUAGAAGAAAGAGGAAUGUGUUGGGCUAGAGAGACUGUUACGCUUUGGAACAAACACGCAGAGUGCAAGAUAAAGAACAAGAAAGAAAUAAAAAAGAUCAAAUCAAGGAUACUCAGAGCAUCGAUGAUAGUAAACAAGAAGAUCCAAAGAAUAGCAAUAGAGCAAGAAAUAAAAAAAGGAUGCGAGAAGAACAUACUAAAAGACUCCUUGAUUGCACAAUCACUAGACGAACAGUCACAUGAAACUGUUCUUACUCUUUCCCUAUACGACAACAGCACUCUACUGGAUAUUCUAGCAGCGUCUCUGAACAGACUCGCUAGUACAUAUAAAAGACAUCUUAAACAAGAAGAGAAGAAAGAGCUAGAGCGUAUUACAGCAUGCAAAGGUGUCCUAGAAAAUACUCUGGCAGUUAUCCUUAAGAAGAUAGCAAAGAAAAAAGAUUCUGUAACGAUUAGCAUCGACUACUCUGCACAAGAGAUAGCAUACCACUAUCCAGUAGAUGAAAGAAUGUGUGACUCUUUUCUGGACCAUCUUAUAGCAUACCACUUUGCACAAACGAACAUCCAAAACUGCACCCUUCCACUCGAUAGCGAGCCACUUCCCUGCACACUCUCUAAACAUUCAGAAGAGAUGCGAGAAGUACUGGCUAAUGCAUUCACACUAGAAGGUAAGCGUGCACCAGUAUACUUUACGUCUAUUGACUAUUCGCACUUAGCAGAUGAAAUCGGUAGAAAUACUCUGAAAAGUCAUUUGAAUGAACAGAUUGAUCCUGUUAUUACUGAUUAUAUUAUGAACAGGCUUAGUAGCACACUGGAGUACAAAGACAUAGCCACUGUCCAGCGAGUAGGGGUGUGCAGAGGACUGGAAUUCUACUCUUCCCUUGCAGAAUGCAUACUAAUGAAGAUGGAUAGGAGAAUCAGAGAAAACGGAAAGGAAAAUGUUCUUAAGUACUUCAGAUGCGGAAGUGUUUCCUAUAUACUGCAUAGAGAAGAGCUCUUUGGAGCAGCUGAGUCUGUUUUUUCCCGUGGAAAGCUACCAGCUGAUAGCUACAUACGUAGUAAACUCCUGGAGUCUUCUCUUUACAAUGUUUUAUCCUCAGCGCAUCCUUUGACUAGAUGUAUGGCCAAACUGCCUGUUCAUUUUUUCAGCUCUCAUGAAAGCUGCAAGGAGAAUGAAUUGGAUUUGAGAUCAGACAUAUAUUCUUGUAAUGUAGAGACCAUUACUCUGCCUGUAGUGCUCUGCCAUAGAAUAGACAGCUUUCCUUCUCUACUUCCAAUGCACGACUUCAAUAUUCUAUUAUCUGCUGACCGCUCUUAUCUACAGUCAUCAAAGAACAGCUUGAAGACAUUUCAAUCUAAUUUCAUGAAGAUAUACUUUGAUGCAGCAGGCACUUCUUUCUUUGUUAUAUCUGAUAGAUGGAACCGUCUUCUGAUGCAAACUGUUCUCUUUUUUAGAGAGACACUGACAGACGAGUUUAUUGACUUUAUCAGAGUAUCAGAAGAGAAACUCAAAAAAAGAAUAAUGUCUACGGUAAAUACGCAAAUAAAAAAAAGAUUUCCAAAUGUUCUGUUCUAUGCAGGAAAAGAGCAUGGCGGUCUGAAUCUACUCUCAUCCCUGGUGCUGAUUAAGUCAGUUAGAUCUUGGAAGGAAGAGAUAGAGCUGUCUAUCUCAGCAUACGAUAAGAUAUUCAGGGCUCUUGAGAGAAUACCACCUGAGCACAGAGCCAAUGCUAUACACCCGAUAGUGAAAGAGCUGCACAGUGAAGGAGUUAACAUAAAGGAAACAGGAAUACCUCGAAUCAGCGCCUUUAUACACAAGCCCAAAGUAUACCACGUAGAAACACAUUGGAGACUUAGAAACUAUUUCACAUCGGGAAAUAGAAGAUGGACAAGUGAAGAACACGAUGGCUUUUGGAUGCCCUGGACAAAGUACAAAGCUUUUCUCUCCCAGACCAAUGCAUACGCACUGAACCACUCUGCCAUUUCUCUUAGGAAGAAAUCGAAUGCACUGAAAAUAUACUCAGGCAAUCUCCACAGGGUAAUUAGACAAAAAUGGAAUGUAUUGCCAUCUACAACAGAAGAUGAUUUUUUAGCCUUAGAUCCAACGAACAGCAAUAGUGUAAUAUGCCACACGACUGUAAAAGAGGGUAAAACAAGAGCACAGCUAAGUGAUGCUGCCAGACUGCCCAACAGAAUGUUUAUGCUGUGGUGGAGUCCUGUAAUCAACAGAGGCCGAAUAAACGUAGGCCAUCCAUCAGCUGUUGAAGCAACAGGCAUACUGCUCACGGGAAAGAUAGCUUCUCUAAGAAUAAGCUAUACUAAAAUUUUCAGCGAUGGCUUAUGGCUGAAAAUAAAACAGGAGAUAGUUGCCCUAACAGCAAAUGUUCUAGAGAAAGGGAUACUUCAGUACGGCAUAACAUCUAUAGACAUAAAAAAGAGUAACAUAAGAACAUCUGAUGAUCCAUUGCCCUCUUUGCUAUUUGAUGUAAGAAAUCCUGCUAUGUGCAGUGCGUGGGUUCUUGUUUGUCUUCGAUGGGGCAACAUUGACUCGUGCUCUGUGGAAGAAGAGUGCGCUUAUUACUGCACAGAGAUGAUAAACACAGCAUCUAACUAUUCCCAUAGCAACUACGGGUGUGUUGUUCUUGCUGAUCUGCAGCAGUGUAAAUAUUCGGUUAAAGCAACAGAUAGCACACUUGCAGAGAUAGCACACCUGAUAGACACAGGACUGUUAUAUAAUAUACAUAGUCUGAAUAGUUUGUGCAUUCUUAAAACAAGAGUAGCUAAGGCUGUAGGCUAUUCUUCUAGCAAGGAUGAAGAGGCUGUCUCGGAUCCUCGGGCAAUGUUCAAGCAUGAGAAUGCAUUGUUUGUGCAGAUAUCUAGCAGCGCAGCCGCUGGUAUAAACAUACGCACAGGAGAAUAUUUCAAGUAUGAGUAUAAGUCAGGCACUAAGCUGCAUAGCAUAGUUAAGAGGCUGUACGACCUAUUAAUAGAGCACAAGGUACAGUAUAUAUAUGCACCGCUGAAGGAGUACUCUUUGCUAAGUAAAUCAGGCAUAUCCUACUGCCUUAUCAAGACAUCUAUCGCAAUGGAGAUAGUCAGAUUGCCUAAUUCUGCUACUAAUGCAUAUAAAGCAUGGCCAGAGACUAAGCCAUACACUGCUCUGUGUAGACUAGCCAUAAUACUUAGACACAGUGUACUAUAUGAGACAGAUGCAGCUGAUCUGAUAAGCAGAACCGCAAGCGACUUGGAAUGGAUUGAAAUAGAGAACAGGCUUAUGCUGGAGAUAUGCCAGGCAGUGGCGAGCAAGAUGGGAGUAUCUGGCGAUCUUUUUCUCCCCUCUGCAACAGCCCAUAAAGUACUGCAGGAUAUUGUAUACAGUGUACACAAUGAGAAUGUAUUUACCAAUACUUCAGUUUCCAGGCUUUGGACUAAUAUGACUAAUUGGAGAGAUAGAUACCAGUUGGUAGAUAGCGGCAAUGCGCUGCAAAAGCUCCAGAAGAGUAUGGCUAGCUUAAGAAGCACCUGUAAUAAUACUCCAGUUGAAAUGAAUAGUGAUUUGGGAAUUGCUGAUAGAUCAUCUAAUUCUUUCACUAUUGCACAAGACAUACUCGCUCAUUUAAUCCAUAUUUCUGACCCACUAGUUCCCGUAGUUGGGUUUGUGUGUGGCGCCUUGUCAGCGUAUUUUGUCACUCCUAGACAGCUGUUUAGCUCUAGAAACUUCUUUAUUUCUCCAUUCGAUGUGGAGGCUUACCCCAUCGCUGCAAUAGUGCACACAGCAACGCCUUUUUCGCAUGGGAUGGUAUUUACCUACAGUGGCAUCUGCAUUCCUUCUGCAAUUCCUGUAAUUUCUAUCGAUCUUGCAACUGGUGUAUGCUCAGGACAUCUAUGCGUACCUGAGUCCAUUGGAGAUACUAUCUCCAUGAGACAAAAAGACCCGCUUGUCAUAGCAUACACAGAUAAAAAAAGCAGCUUUUUAUCAGCGACAGGAUGGAAUAGAAACAUAGUAGAAGAAGAGACACCACUUGCACUUGUGCCUGAAAAACCUCUUCCCUUCUACUCCGAGGAAUUCAGAAAAAGCCAUUUCCAGCGCACUUAA